Molecule: messenger RNA, 2523 nt
Organism: Pyrenophora tritici-repentis Pt-1C-BFP
Lineage: Eukaryota; Fungi; Ascomycota; Dothideomycetes; Pleosporales; Pleosporaceae
Product: Rho-GTPase-activating protein 8
Biological process (GO): small GTPase-mediated signal transduction
Cellular component (GO): division septum; cytoplasm; plasma membrane
Molecular function (GO): GTPase activator activity
Source: RefSeq, a predicted model, not a curated record
AUGAGUACCGGUUUCGCUGCGUCUUUCUGGUCCAGCGACUAUGCGGGAGGCCUGGGCGUUCUCUUUGGAAAGCUCCAACAGGGAGUGCAGGAGAAUCAGCAGAUCCUUACCGUAGCCCGCAUGCGAGCCGAUGCCGAAGAGGCAUAUGGAAACAGUCUGUCCGCCAUUCCGCCAGCUACGGAUCGCAUAGGCGGCGGCUUCAGCAGAGAUGAGGGCGCAAGUGUGCGCAAGGCCUACGAGGGCGUCCGCACAGAGAUGGAGGCAGCCGCCUCGAAUCACAAGAAGAUCGCAUCCAACAUCCGGGAGCUCGUCGUGAACCCCUUUGGCCGCUGGUGUGAGGCGCAUGCUGCCCGUGUCCAGAACUCGCAAGACGACCUGCAAUCGCGCAUCAAGAUCCACGACCGUCAAGCAGAUGCCGUGCGCAAGUUCCGCUCACAGUACUACAACAAAUGCCGCCUGGUCGAGGACUUGGAGGAGGAGGACAAGCUCGCUUUCCAGGACCCCCAGAGUGAAGUCACCCAAAGCCCGAAACUGAAGGUCCCCACCAUAAAGAUGUCGGAGCCCGACCAGGACGAGGAGGAGCCCAUUGAUCUGGGCGACGAGACAUAUCAGCCCGACCAGGUCAAGAAGAUCUUAACCCACAUGCUGGACAAUAUCAAGAUGGGGGAAGUCAAGGUCCCCAUUCUCGGCACUUACCAAAAUUGCUCGACCGGUGCCGACAUCACUGAAUACAUCCAGCAACACAUGGGAGCUACCACUGUCAGUUACGCAGAGCGCAUUGGACAGGACAUGGUAUCGCACGGCUUCCUACGCCUUGUCGGCAACGUAGGCAACACUUUUGCGAACAGCUCCAGGAUGAGCUACCAGUGGAAACCCAAGACUUUCCAGGUCACUGGACUACCUGAGAAGAAGCAGCCCCUGGCUCGCUCGUCUACCGCCAUGUCCAAUUCAUCAACCGAAUUCACCGUUGACUCACCCGUUGGAACUGUGCAGGAGUAUCUACAGGGCUGGAACCCACUCAACAAUCAGUUCCCCAACGAGACCCCGGCCGAAAGGCUGAGGCGAGAGGCUCGAGAGUCUGACGAGCGGUACAAGGCCGCGGUGAAGAAGCUUGACUCCCUGCGCUGCAACCUGGAAGAGGCCAUGAUUGACCAUCUCAAGUUUAUGGAGCGUUGUGAGCUGGACAGGCUAAAGGCCAUCAAAGCCGUCAUCUUGGACUUCUCUGGUGCCGUCAGCAACGUCAUCCCAAGUCUGCAGAGCACAGUAGACAAGAUGAUGCUUUUCCAAGAAACUGUUCAGCCACUGGGCGAUCUUCGAUACAUGCUGGAGAACUACAGAACGGGGCCUUUUGUGCCCAGGGUCACAACUUACGAAAACUACUACAACUCGGUAGACGAACAAACAUUUGGUGUAGACCUGGAGGCUCGGGCUCGCUCAGACAAGAAGCGAGUACCCGUCAUCGUAACGACCGUUCUGACUUUCCUGGACAACCACUACCCUGAUCUUGAGGGUGAUGAAGCUCGCCGUGGUAUUUGGCUUGUUGAUGUCCCUCUAUCGCAGACUCACACCCUGAGGUCCGAGAUCAACACAGGCAAGAGGUUUCCGGACGAUUUGCUCGAGAAGUACGAUGUCCCGAUUGUGGCAAGCGUCCUCAAGCUCUACCUCUUGGAACUCCCUGAUUCGUUGGUUUCCUCGCACGUCUACGAAAUCGUCAAGACUAUCUACGCGACCACUGCUUCGGACGUCAGCGAAGAGACGCGGGUUUCUGUCCUUCAAUCAACGCUUGGGCAACUGCGUCUUGCAAAUAUCGCAACACUAGACGCCAUCUGCACCCACUUCACUCGCCUGAUUGAGCUGACCUCGGCCGACGAAACCUAUGUCACGGCUCUUGCCAACACACUCGCACCGUGCAUUCUGAGGCCGAAGCAAGAGUCGAGUUUAACGAUGAAUGAGCGCUACAGCUACCGUCUGGUCCGCGAUCUCUUUGCGCACAAGGAUGCGAUAUUCGGGGAACUCAAACGCGCUAGCACGCUUACACACUCAUCCUCAGGCGCCCAGCGUCCGCGCGCAAUUUCGACGGAUGAGAGCAACCGACGUGCGAACAUGGAGGAGCGUCAGCGUGCGAUUGCUGCUCAACGUUCACCCCGAGCAACAUCGCCAGCACCCGGCUCGCGCAUCUCAGGCUCGCACCGACGCGACCGAAGCCAGACCCGCUUCCCUGUGAAUACCUCAUCACCCACCGACACGCGGAGGAGUAAUGGCAACCGCGGAUCUCUCGAAGUGCCCGGGAGUGAUGACAGCUCUACUCACGAGACAUCAUCUGCGACAACAAAUGGUACAACAGAAACUGCACCUACCCCCGUCCCUGCCGAACACCCAGCACCGUCGAGCACCCGUGUGCCUUUUCCCCGAAAGCACGCUGGUAGCUUGACGAGAGGCAACAGGGAUUCAACCGGCAGUCUGAGGAGUGAAGACACGGCGCCCAGGGGCGUCACUUUGGAGGACAAGCCCAUGGAUGACUAG